This is a messenger RNA of Penicillium arizonense, 342 nucleotides long. RefSeq lists its product as uncharacterized. The record is from RefSeq and is a predicted model, not a curated record. The transcript has 2 exons. NCBI's taxonomy places the organism in Eukaryota, Fungi, Ascomycota, Eurotiomycetes, Eurotiales, Aspergillaceae. The coding region runs from base 1 to 342 and encodes 113 amino acids.
AUGGCGCUUCUCAAGAUCGGUCUGUUCGGCACUGUUGGCUACUUCGUAGCGAAGAAGCUUCUUCACCACGUCAAAAUCCUCAACAAUGUGCAUCGUGCGGACAUGAGCGGCAGCAAGAAUCCAGGCAGCAACCGACGAACGUUCCACGGACGCCAUACCAUUAGCAUUUUGCAGUCAUCAGCCAUGAUGCCAGUCAGCCUCGACAAUCAGCUCUUUCCUAGGUUCAGUAGUCAACAGGCAUACUUCGACGGCUCGGGCGGUGGUGACGGAAGCAAUGGAUACAAGACGUUGGGGUGGGCUUCGACUUACCCAAGAUUCUAUAAGGCAAAUUGGGACUGUUAG